Hippocampus zosterae (dwarf seahorse) is the source of this 1627-nucleotide messenger RNA. RefSeq names its product tumor protein p63 regulated 1-like (gene tprg1l). The record is from RefSeq and is a predicted model, not a curated record. Bases 152 to 997 code for a protein of 281 amino acids. Gene Ontology annotation, cellular component: cytoplasm. Lineage: Eukaryota; Metazoa; Chordata; Actinopteri; Syngnathiformes; Syngnathidae. The transcript is spliced from 6 exons.
AGCGGCGCUUACGACUGGCCCUUUAAGAUGACGUUUAAAGGCGGAAGUGAAGCAAGCACUUCCGCAAACAAAACAAUAUUGGUGCGCAAUGAGUGAGUGUGCUUCAACCAAAUAACAUUUCCCAUUUCCGUUGAGGAAUUCCGAGUCCGCCAUGCUUCAGCUAAACGACACGGUGGAGCCGGAGAGUCCCGGGGCCGCUGUUCUCCACCCGGCCGAAGUCGAGGAAGGAGUGGAGGUCGCCUUCACGCCGCCGGAGGCCGGGCGGAGCCUGGGACACGGAGUCACAGCAGCCUGCUGCCGGCCGCUGCAAACGCUGACGCCUUUUCACGUGCACAACCCCACCAUGCAAGCCAAAGUCAAGGACUAUUUUGUGUUCCGGCCAGGUACCAUCGAGCAGGCAGUCAGCGACAUCCGGACUGUGGCUCUUCCAUCUGAGGAUGGAGAGGUGCUAAGCGUCUGGCUUCUGGCUCAGAUUGACCACUGGAAUAACGAGAAGGAGAGACUUGUCCUCAUAACAGACAGGUCCUUGCUGGUGUGCAAGUACGACUUCAUCAACUUGCUGUGUCAGCAGGUCGUGAGAAUUUCGCUCAACGCCGUCGACACCAUCUCAGUGGGCGAGUUUGAGUUCCCGCCCAAAUCCCUCAACAAGAGAGAAGGUGUUGGGGUUCGUGUCCAGUGGGACAAAUGUCCCCGGGCCUCCUUCUUAAACCGCUGGAACCCGUGGUCCACAGAUAUGCCCUACGCCACCUUCACGGAGCACCCCAUGGCCCACGCUGACGAGAAGGUGGCCUCCCUCUGCCAGCUGGACAACUUUCGGACCCAACUGGUGCAGGCGGUGAAGAGAGCCCAAAAGGAGCACCCCAUCCCCGGUCGGGCCAACGGAGUCCUGAUUCUGGAGAGACCCCUCCUCAUCGAGACCUACCUGGGCAUCAUGUCCUUCAUCAACAAUGAGGCCAAGUUGGGCUAUUCCAUGACCCGAGGCAAGAUUGGUUUUUAGAGACAGUGGCUCCAAACGGGAGCAGCCUUGGGUUUUUUUUUCUUCUUCUUGUGUUUGCAGCUCAGAGCUCGUAAAAAUGAUACUCCGCAAGUUGUUUGUAGCAGACAGGUGGUCAGCCAGCUGAAGACUCGCAUGGACUGUCUCUUCAUUUGUUCUAAACACCCCAGCCCCCGUUCCUUUCGAGAGCUGCCAUACUUGCAUGGGCCCCUCAACUGUACAGGUAUGUGACAAAUGUCGAUGAGGAAAAACGACAACAGCGUUUGCGUCUGCCUUUUUGUUUUCUUCUUCUGUAUUUGUCCUCAAAUGGGUGUGCUGCAGUCUUCUGCUCCUUAUUUGGGCGUUAACUGUUACAAAACGGCGUUCAGUGCCAAAGAUGUGUCGUGGCUGUGUGCCUGCGGUGAUGAGUACUGUAUGUUCAAUGAAAUGAAGCGAUCAUGAGACCACCGGGUGGGUUCGUGGGAAGGGAACGAGAGUCGUCCUGAAUGUCAAGUCGUCACAUGAUUAAGUGGGAUAAAGCCUGGCUCAUAGGGGAAUCGAUCAUGAUUUGCUCUUUCUUAACCACUCCGCUUGUUUACUGAGGAAAAGAAGAAAAUAUUCUUCACGCUGGGAAAAAUAAAGAAGCCAAGGUCA